Malus domestica (apple) is the source of this 2273-nucleotide messenger RNA. RefSeq names its product G-type lectin S-receptor-like serine/threonine-protein kinase SD1-1. The record is from RefSeq and is a predicted model, not a curated record. Gene Ontology annotation, molecular function: ATP binding; protein serine/threonine kinase activity. Gene Ontology annotation, biological process: protein phosphorylation; recognition of pollen. Gene Ontology annotation, cellular component: plasma membrane. NCBI's taxonomy places the organism in Eukaryota, Viridiplantae, Streptophyta, Magnoliopsida, Rosales, Rosaceae.
GUUUAUUUUCUUCUGGCAAAAUUUUAUCUAAAUGUGCAAAACAUCAAAUUUGCAGAGUGCAGUUAGUAGCAGUAGUAUAUAGAUUAUACAUACAACUCCAAGACCAGAAACAAUGGACACCAUUUUUUCAGUCAUGUUCAUUGCCUUUCAGGUGUCCCUCUCUUUCUUCAAACCCUCACUUGCAGCUGAAGCUACUCGAUCCCAAACCCUGAGAGAUGGCAGAUUUCAAUUGGGUUUUUUCAAGUCUGGUAUUUACAGGAGUCUAUUGGCUUCAGCUUCAAGAGAUAUCUGUGACAAUUACAGCCGUUGCGGCCCCAACGGAAUGUGUGACAUUAACAAUUCACAAGUUUGCAGCUGCUUAAAAGGGUUCCAACCAAAAGACCCUCAGAAUUGGAACUAUGGAGAUAAUUCGGCAGGUUGCGUGCGUGUUAAGCCGCUGAUGUGCCAAACCAGAGAUGUGUUUUUUAAAUAUGGGGGUGUGAAGUUGCCGGAUGCCACAAAUUCUCGGGUGGAACAAAGUAGGAGUGUUGAGGAAUGCAAGGCAAGUUGCUUGAAUAACUGUUCUUGUAUUGCUUAUGCAAGCGCUAGUGUCAAAGGAGGAGGCAGUGACUGCACUGUUUGGUUUGGUGAUCUGAUCAGCCUUAGGCAGCUUCCUGACAGCGGGCAGGAUCUGUAUGUCCGAAUGCUUGCUUCCGAAUUAAAAAAUUCAUCUAAGACGAAGAUAAUAGCGAUAGCUGUAUCCGCUGUUUCCUUUGUUUUGGGAAUUUUCUUAGCCGUCUACUACACUUGCAGAAGGAGGCAAAAGUUCAGAGAGAAACUGGGGAGAGAUGGAAUGAUGGGUCAGAACACUGCAGGACAGAACGAAGACCUGGAGCUACCAUUGUUUAGCUUGUCCACAUUAAUCACAGCGACUGAUAACUUCUCGUUCAACACGAAGCUUGGAGAAGGUGGUUUUGGAUCUGUGUACAAGGGUAGACUAGAAGAUGGCCAAGAAAUGGCGGUGAAGAGACUCUCACAAAGUUCUGGUCAAGGACAGGCCGAGUUCAAAAAUGAAGUUACACUGAUAGCCAAACUUCAGCACCGGAAUCUUGUAAAGCUUAUUGGUUGUUGCAUUGAGGGAGAAGAGAAAUUGCUGAUUUAUGAAUACAUGCCAAACAAAAGCCUGGACUUCUACAUUUUUGAUCAAACUCAAGGUAGAAAGUUGGAUUGGUCUCGACGCUUCCACAUUAUCCGUGGGAUCGCUAGGGGACUUCUCUAUCUGCAUCAAGAUUCCAGACUGAGGAUUAUUCAUAGAGAUCUUAAAGCCAGUAAUGUGCUGCUUGACAAAGAUAUGAACCCGAAAAUCUCAGACUUUGGCAUGGCUAGACUUUUUGGAGGAGAUCAAACUGAAGCAGUUACAAAACGAGUUGUUGGAACCUACGGCUAUAUGGCACCAGAAUAUGCGAUUGAUGGUCAUUUCUCUAUAAAAUCCGAUGUUUUCAGCUUCGGUAUUUUACUGCUGGAGACACUAAGUGGAAAGAGAAGUAGAGGGUUUUAUGAUCCAAAUCACAAUCACAACCUAAUUGGACAUGCGUGGCGAUUGUGGAAAGAAGGGCGGUCUUUAGAGCUGAUUGAUGAAUACUUAACAGACUCGUGCAGUCUAUCAGAAGUCUUGCGUUGCAUACAUGUUAGUCUUCUAUGUGUGCAACAGCUUCCCGAAGACAGGCCGACCAUGUCAUCUGUGGUUCUGAUGUUAGGUGGUGAGAGUGCAUUGCCUCAACCCAAAAAGCCAGGUCUCUUUAUAGGAAAAUAUUCAUCAUCUGAAGCAGAAUCUUCGAGUAAGAACCAAACAUUUUCCCUUUCCGGUGCGAAAAAAGAAACAUCUUCAACGAUUGAAUCCUCCAUGACCGUGUUGGAGCCUCGAUAAGAUUCACUAAGUAUCACAUAACUCGCUUUUGCAUUCUGAAAAAUGCAGAACUGGGAGACGAGAACUCAGACAACUAUUUCUAUUUGUGGCAGAGCUUUGGCUAUCCUUCAGAUACCUAUUUACUAAAGGAACUGAGCGAAGCUUGGCAGCUGGGACUUAAAAGAUUGGUCAUGAGUUUUUAUCAAUUACCUGUUUAGGUUUCAGACACCUGAUCCAACGGAUUACUACUAGUUAGUCCAACACUGAUAUCGUCCUCAAAUUAAUUAUAUGCAUGGCCCAAUAGUCAUGAGAUUUUAUAUAAAAGGCCACAACAAAUUAGUAGUGACAUAAUUUUACCAUAAUAAAUUGACCAAAUCUAAUUAAAUGG